This is a messenger RNA of Mesitornis unicolor (brown roatelo), 1207 nucleotides long. RefSeq names its product lethal(3)malignant brain tumor-like protein 3. Gene Ontology annotation, cellular component: nucleus. The record is from RefSeq and is a predicted model, not a curated record. NCBI's taxonomy places the organism in Eukaryota, Metazoa, Chordata, Aves, Mesitornithiformes, Mesitornithidae. The transcript has 10 exons. Gene Ontology annotation, biological process: regulation of DNA-templated transcription. The annotation marks the transcript as partial.
UGCAUCAUGAAUGAAUCUGCGUCAAGUGGAAAUGGUCAAGAUUUUGAUGUAUUUAGUGCUAUGGACUGGAAGGAUGGCAUAGGUACUUUACCAGGAAGUGACCUAAAGUUUAGAGUGAAUGAAUUUGGGGCCCUGGAAGUGAUUACAGAUGAAACUGAGAUAGAAAGUGUUAAAAAGGCAACUGCUACCACAACCUGGAUGGUUCCAACCGCUCAAGAAGCCUUUUCAGAAAAGUCAGGGAUCCCCACAAGGUUGAAGGAAACUGCGAAAAUGGAUGGACUUGUUUUCUGUGAAAACUGUUACCGCUGUGGUACCAUAGAAGAAUUUGUUCCUGAAGGGAAAUUUUGCAGCCAGAAGUGUGCCCAGCAAGUAAAAAACAAAGAACCAAAGGAGGAAAAUCUCAGUGUCGAAUGCAAUGGGGAAGACGAUUCCAAAGGCAUUCGGAAAAGAAAAGCAAAGUUACUUCUCAAAGAAGAGCCCAGGGAUAAUGGAGAGAAGAAGGAGAAUCCUGAUGAAACUGACGACAAACCUGAAGGAAGGAUCUUGAGAGUCUCACAGAGAGCCAGGAGAAAAAGAAAAGGGGAAAUAACAGUUUUGAAACAAACUGUACCCUCUAAAGGAAGGCAAAUGUGGUGUUGGGCAUCCUAUCUGGAGGAAGAAAAGGCUAUUGCAGUACCUACUAAGCUUUUUAAAGAGUAUCAGUCUUUCCCAUACAACAAAAAUGGCUUCAAAGUAGGGAUGAAACUGGAGGGUGUGGAUCCCGAGCACCAGUCGAUAUACUGUGUUCUCACGGUGGCUGAGGUUUGUGGCUACAGAGUACGACUCCAUUUUGAUGGAUACCCUGAUUGUUACGAUUUCUGGGUGAACGCUGAUUCUUCAGACAUCCAUCCUGUUGGAUGGUGUGAGAAAACAGGUCACAAGCUUCAUCCACCUAAAGGAUAUAAGGAAGAAGAAUUCAGCUGGCCCUCAUACCUAAAGGUUUGCAAGGCUCAAGCUGCUCCUAAAUCACUGUUUGAAAACCAGAAUGCAACAGUGAUUCCAUCGGGAUUUCGAGUGGGAAUGAAGCUGGAAGCCGUAGACAAGAAGAACCCGACUUUCAUUUGUGUUGCUACGGUAACAGACAUGGUGGACAAUCGUUUUUUGGUUCAUUUUGACAACUGGGAUGAGAGUUACGACUACUGGUAUGAUGUUUUUGUUUUGUAUCCUG